AACUAAAAAUCACUUUAAGAGUUUAUUAAUUAGAAUCUUAGCAAUAAUUUCAUUUUUUGGACCACAAUUUUAGAUUAUUUAAUAUUAAAAAACUUGUCAACACUUUGUAUUCCAACAACUCAUCCUCAAGAAUCUCCGCUGACCGCAGACAGCAUGACCUCCUUUAUUUUCCGCCACGUGUCAAUUCAUACUUAUUUCCUCCACGUGUCACGCGGCGGAAUAGUGAGCACGGUGAAUUAAGCAUAACCUCCUCCUCCCCUCCGUCACUGCGUGCUGUUAAGUUCCACACGGCCAUCGGCCAUGGCGUCGUGUGCUUUCUUUUCCCUCUUCUUCUGUUCUCUCCUCUGCUGCAAGAGUCCGAAUAUAGCCUAAUCUUGUCUUGAUGCUGCAGUUGGCGGUAGUUGAAGCUUCGGAGGAGGAGUAAUGAAGGCAUUUAAGAAGAGGAGUACGGUCGGCGUCGAAUUAAUUGCUGAAUCAUAGUACUCGGAGACGCAGAUUGGUUUUUCCAAGUGGAGGUGGAGAGUCCUUCUGAUCGACAUUGCUCGCCGGAGAGAAGUGCUUGGAGGAAUUCGAUGAGACCGCUCUGCGUUGGUACUUUCUCUUAUUUGGAAGCUUACCAUGAAUGUUCUCGAGUUUCUUCUAUUGCUGUUUCUGGUGUUUAGGAUUUUAGGGGAAGCGGCGGCGGAUGUCGUUGGAGAGAAGGAGAUUUUGUUGCAGUUUAAGGGGAAUGUGACGGCGGAUCCUCGCGGGGCGCUCGCCUCGUGGGUCGUUAGCGGGGAUCCGUGCAGGGAUUUCGCCGGAGUCACUUGCUCGGAUGAAGGGUUCGUGGUGAAGAUUCUUAUCCACGGGGCUGAGAUUGAGGGUACGCUGUCUUCGUCCAUUGCUGGACUAAUUGAUCUGCAGAUUCUCUCGCUUUUCGGGAACCGUUUCUCCGGCGGUGUGCCGGUGGAGUAUGGGGGGAUUGGAACCCUAAGGAAGCUUAAUCUCAGUCGGAAUGAGCUCUCCGGAGAGGUCCCGGCGUCUCUCGGUGAUAUGCCCUCCCUCCGUCUCCUGGAUCUGGGCGGGAAUUCCUUUUCUGGUGUGAUUCCGGGCUCUUUGUUUAAGAACUGCUUCAGGACGAGGUUUGUUUCCUUCUCACAUAACCGCCUAUCGGGUCCUAUUCCGACUUCCAUCGCAAACUGCUUCAAUCUUGUCGGUUUCAACUUUUCCUUCAACGAACUUACGGGAGGUUUUCCGCCGGAGAUCUGCGUUCCUCCCGCUAUCACAUUCAUUGCGCUGGGGAGCAAUUCUCUGUCAGGGACAGUCGCCGAUAAGAUCUCAUCGUGCCGGAGCUUGGAGUUCCUCGAUCUCGGAAGCAACUCGUUCUCAGGAGCAGCACCCUUUGAUCUUCUUUCUCUCACAAAUCUGAGCUACUUCAAUGCUUCCUUCAAUCGCUUCCAAGGAAUCAUCCCGGAGAUCGGUUCCUGCAGUGAUCGGUUGAAGUACAUUGAUGUCUCCGGGAACGAUCUAAGCGGAGGAAUCGAUCCGAGCAUUGCUAAUUGCACCGGGCUGAGGUUACUGGAUUUAGGCUUUAAUGGACUUACCGGUAGCAUUCCGCCCGAGAUUGGAUCGAUCAAGUUUCUUUCAGUUCUUAGGCUUGGAAGCAAUGCCAUUACGGGAACAAUUCCACCGGAACUUGGAGAAAUGGAGAUGAUCCAAGUUCUAGACCUGCACAAUCUCCAGCUUUCAGGAGAAAUCCCACUUUCCCUGAGCCAAUGCCAGUUCCUUCUCGAACUGGAUGCUUCAAGAAACAAACUGCAAGGAGGAAUCCCCGAGACACUUUACAAAUUGACCUUCUUGCAACACCUUGAUCUGCAUCAUAAUGAGCUCAAUGGCAGCAUUCCAUCCACCCUCGGCCGGUUGAUCCGGCUUCAGUUUCUUGACCUCUCUGAGAACUUGCUUACCGGAUCCAUCCCUGAUUCCCUUGGCAAUUUAACUCUACUAACCCAUUUCAAUCUCUCCUACAAUAAUCUCAGUGGUGCCAUUCCUUCUGCACCAGCCAUCCAGCAAUUUGGCUCGUCCGCAUUCUCUAAUAACCCAUUACUCUGCGGUUCUCCACUUAACGUCGUCUGUGGCAGACACAGGAGAGCAAAAGUUCUGAGUGUUACUGUUAUAAUUGCCAUAGUUGCAGCUGCCUUGAUACUUGCAGGAGUAUGUUUGAUCACAUCCAUGAAUAGAAUGGCUUACAAGAAGAAGAGUUGGGAAGAAGAAGAUAUACUUGUUUCAGAGAGCACAGCUCCAGCUUCCACUAGCUCUAAUGUCAUCAUAGGAAAACUAGUUCUCUUCAGCAAGAGCCUGCCGUCGAGAUACGAAGACUGGGAAGCUGGUACAAAGGCAUUACUUGAUAAGGACUGUCUAAUCGGCGGCGGCUCUAUUGGAUCAGUGUACAAGGCGAGCUUUGAAGGUGGGGUCACCAUUGCUGUGAAGAAGCUGGAGACCCUGGGAAAGAUCAGAAACCAGGAAGAAUUUGAACAGGAGAUGAGCAGGCUUGGAAUUAUCAGGCAUCCAAACCUGGUGGCUUUUCAAGGAUACUAUUGGUCCUCCUCAAUGCAGCUGAUUCUAUCUGAGUUUGUCCCCAAUGGAAGCCUCUAUCAACAUCUCCAUGAUUCUAACUUCUCGAGCAGCAGCAGAGGUGGCCGAGGUCAGCUUUUCUGGGCAAGGAGGUUUGAGAUAGCUCUUGGAACUGCAAGGGCUCUUGCCUAUCUCCAUCAUGACUGCAAGCCCCAGGUUUUGCAUCUCAACAUCAAAUCUACCAACAUUUUAUUAGGUGAAGCUUAUGAGGCUAAGCUAUGCGACUAUGGCUUGAUGAAGAUGUUGCCGAUUCUGGGAAGCCGUGAACUGACCAAGUUUCAUACUGCGGUUGGUUAUGUGGCGCCGGAGUUGGCUUCACAGAGCUUAAGAUACAGUGAGAAAUGUGAUGUUUAUAGCUUUGGGAUAAUUCUUCUGGAGAUUGUGACCGGAAGAAAACCUGUGGAAAGCCCUGGAGCUACAGAGGUGGUGCUGCUCCGUGAUUUUGUACAGGGAGCUUUGGAUGAUGGUGCUGCUUCAGAUUGCUUUGAUAGGAGCCUGAGAAGAUUUUCAGAGAAGGAAGUUAUUCAGGUUCUUAAUCUGGGGCUUAUAUGCGCUGUAGAUGCUCCGACGAAGAGGCCGAGCAUGGGGGAGGUUGUUCAGUUUCUGGAGUCUAUCAGAUCCACUAACUCCUGAGAUGGGUAAUAAGGUUAGUAGACUCUGAAAUUGGCUAGAGUCUGGAAAGCAGACAUUUUUAAGUUUGUUUUAACUUAAAAAAAAGCAUUCUUUUGCCAAAUCUUUGUUUUGUUUAAAAUUGCUAUUGAGAUUUGUAUUGUGAAGGUAUAAAAAAAAAAUCAUUUUUUGCUGUAAUAAAAGAUGGUUCGUUGUUGUU
Messenger RNA from Dendrobium catenatum, 3439 nucleotides. RefSeq names its product probable LRR receptor-like serine/threonine-protein kinase At1g12460. The transcript is spliced from 2 exons. Lineage: Eukaryota; Viridiplantae; Streptophyta; Magnoliopsida; Asparagales; Orchidaceae. The coding region runs from base 619 to 3243 and encodes 874 amino acids. Gene Ontology annotation, molecular function: protein kinase activity; ATP binding; protein binding. The record is from RefSeq and is a predicted model, not a curated record. Gene Ontology annotation, biological process: protein phosphorylation.